UUAUUUAAUUUGUUUUGCUUUGAGAGCCGUUGAAAUAUAUGGCGAACUGAGAUUGUUGUCGGGGAAGAGGAGCAGGCUCCCACCAGCCACCUGAGGAGGUUGCAGGCCAGCCGACAGCCGUCCAGAGAGACGGAGAGGCAUGGGAGGCAGAUGCUCCUGGUGCUGAGGAAUCCUUAUCCUCCUUUGUUCCUCUCAGAUGAAAAAAAUCAUGGUCCGAUUUUAGCUGUAUACGCUGUUAAACUCGAGGGCAAGUAUCUUCAGCAGUGCUAGCUGAAAAUGUACUUUUGCUGAUAAGUUCCAGGUGUGUCUUUUUACUUCACUCCCCACCACUGCUACCCCUUGCCACCUUUGCUUUAUUGACAGCUCAGUGUGGACAUUUGCACUUCAUCCAACAGGCUUUGGAGCUCAUCAUUGUGUAACUAAAUCAUUUAUGAUCUGUGAUGUUUUUUAAAUGCCUCUGUAACUUGUCUCCUUUUCCCUGCAGUACACUUUUAAUUGCAUUGCAAAUGCCAUUUUGAGUACACUUUAUAUUGGUCAUGGAGCUCAAGUCGGAUUUUCACUGUCACUUUGCUAAGGUGGGGUCUAAUAUUUCUUUCUUUCUGUGUCUCUCCUCCACAUCCCCCCUCCUUUUUUUUUUCCCUUUGUUUACUUUCCAGGUAUUAGUUAAUAUUGGCAACCAUUUUGAUCUUGCUUCCAGUAUAUUUGUAGCACCAAGAAAAGGGAUAUAUAGUUUCAGUUUCCACGUGGUCAAGGUCUAUAACAGACAAACCAUCCAGGUAAGUUUAAUGCAAAACGGCUACCCAGUGAUUUCAGCUUUUGCAGGGGAUCAGGACGUUACCAGAGAAGCAGCCAGCAACGGGGUCUUGCUCCUCAUGGAAAGAGAAGACAAAGUGCAUCUCAAACUGGAAAGGGGUAACCUCAUGGGAGGGUGGAAAUAUUCAACCUUUUCUGGCUUCUUAGUCUUUCCACUAUAAAAGAAGGCCAAAUAGGAGACAGAUUCAUGAGCUGGAGCAAGGAUUCAGUUGUUAACAACACCCUGAACUUGGCAACACAUGACAAUAUUUCCAGUCACCCUGUCAGACUGUCACAGUAGAAGAAUGAUAACCUUCUAAACUCCAAUAUUUACUUUGAAUAUUGACAAUUCCUUGGGAACCUGCGCCUCUAAUUAGUUUUAGACGACAGUGAUCUUUAGGAGAAAUGAAAUUAUCGACCUGAGCAAUUUGUACGUGUGAUUGUAAAGUCAAUUUUGGAUUUUAUUGUUGGGAUCAUUGACUUUCUUCUUCCAAUAUUUUUCCCUCUCUUUAAUUUUUUCCCCUUUUCUUUCUCCUCUUGUUGUCCCAAUGAGACAAAUAACUCGGACCACACAAUUGCUUUGUCAAAGGCUCACGCCAGAGCCAGAAGAAUGAAGCGUUCAACUCAAUGAGGUGUUAUUUCCAUGCUUUAUUUCUUUGUGUUGUAUAGCCUUAAGGAAAAAAAAAAAAAAAGGAAAAAAAAAAAAAAAAGAAAAAGAAUCGCUUCAGUCUCAAUCCUGUAUUUUUCUGGGGGAGGGGGAUUCUGAACAUUACUGUGUCAAGAAGUGCUUUAUCCAGUGAAGCAAAAUUUGCACGAUUGGAACCUUAUUUGUUUUGUGUUGUUCGUGUUUUUUCAUCGACUUUUUCUUUUUUUCUGAUUUUUGUUUGUGUGUGCUAAAAAUGUAAGCUAGAUUGAUCAAUAAGGCAAAACAAAGCACAUAUAUACCCUGUAGCUCUAAGUAAAGCUAACCAGUGAACAAUUCUGUCUGCACUUUCUAGCUGAUCUUUAUAGACGUACUUAGAGAAAGAGAGAGAAAGAGCAAAAGAGCUACAUGAUUCUUCAAUUACAAUCUGGAAACCAGUAAAGGAACUGACAUUUCUGAAUUGUCCUGACAUUUCUAGAAGCAGCAGCGGAGGCUUUGAAUAUCUUAUUUGUACAUGCCCUAAGAUAUAUCCUUUCUUUGCGUUACCAACCAUGUUUUGGGUGCUUUUAGCUUAUAUUUGAUAUAUUUGUUCACUAAUGCUUGAGUACACGUUAUGGGAGCCUGGAAAGAUGGUGGAGUAAAUUCUUCCUCUUCCAAAUUAACUAAAAUAAUCUCCAAUUGACCUGUCCACGGCAAGUAUAUUAGGAGCUGCCCUUAACAUCUUUGACAGCAUUUGGGAGAGGGGCCUCAGAGGAUCAGCAAAUGCACCUGAAGUUACACAGAUGCCGUGCAUUUAUUAGUCAUGUGUAUUCUUCUCAAUACAAUUAGCCUCAGAAUUGUGGGGUUGGAAUGUGAUCAGUAUUGGUGGUUAGGAAAAGUUAUAACUCCAAUUGACAACAGGUAAAAUAACAAGCCAACAUCAAAUACAUACUUUUACCUUGUUCUCAUUAAAUAAAUCUUAUUUAUUCACUUAUAUAUGACUGUGCUGAGAAAAUUCUUGCAUGAGGAGGUCCAGAAGGAACGUUAAUAUUUUUUCAUAUGAUUUUAACUUUAUUCAUUUAAUUUAAAAUAUUUUAUCUUGCUAUUAAUCCCACAAGAAUGGAUGUGUAUAAGAAUUUAUUUUUGUCAGAUUUACUCCUCUGCCACAAAAAAAAUAAAAAUAAUGCAAAGGCAUUUGCAGCAAAUCGGUGGUAGCUAAUGUUGUAUUUCAGAAUUAUGGUGGACAUGUCAUUUUCAUUGUAAAUUUAUCAUUAAGGAGACAAAACCAAUUAAAGUCAUAUAUUCUUAAAAAAA
This is a messenger RNA of Oxyura jamaicensis (ruddy duck), 2728 nucleotides long. It is a transcript of the gene CBLN2, whose product is annotated as cerebellin 2 precursor. Gene Ontology annotation, molecular function: protein binding. Lineage: Eukaryota; Metazoa; Chordata; Aves; Anseriformes; Anatidae. The record is from RefSeq and is a predicted model, not a curated record. The coding region runs from base 537 to 974 and encodes 145 amino acids. The transcript is spliced from 2 exons.